AUGCUUCGGACUGUUGUCUUCGUCGUGCUUUCACUAGUUUGCACUGUACAAGCACUUGCCAACUGUACGAGUUGUCCGCCUGAAGGUAUCUGGUCGAAUUGGUCGAACUACACUUCAUGUUCGGACACUUGUGGACUUUUCGGGAAUCAUAUUCAAACGAGAGCAUGCACCUCUUGGUCUUACGGAUGUCCGUGCACUGGAAACUAUUCCCGAACGGAACCUUGCGGUGACACUCCUUGUCCUUUUCCGAGAGACGCCUGCAAAUCUCCCUACACGAAAUAUCCGAAUCAGAUUCAAAAGCGCUACUUGUGUGGAAAUGUGACAAACACAGCACCAGCUGGUGACUACGUGGCACCGACUUGUAAAAUGACUGCUGUUCUCAACAAUUGUCCGUGUCCACCUGGGGGAAUUUGGUCGGCUUGGACCCCGGGCACAUGUACAGCCACGUGUGGUUUGUGCGGGACGGCGAAUCAGACAAGAACUUGCAAAUCGACAGUUUAUGGAUGUGCUUGCACUGGACCGUCAUCGCAAAUGAUCGCUUGCCCGACAACUCCUUGCAAUACAAGCACUCCUUGUUGUGGCGGAAAUCCAGUUGUCACAGUGGUGUCCAAUAAUACCACAAGAUGCGGUCUUCAGCUUCCCCCGGAUCCCGUUCGUGCUCUUCCAUCCUGCCCAACCACCACUAAAGCCACUACAACUACAACAAAAGCAACGACAAAAACAACGACAACAACGACAACAACGACUACUACAACGACAACAACGACGACAACGACCACUACCCCAACGACAACUACAACAACAACUACUACGACGACGACGACGACGACGACAACAACGACGACGACGACGACGACGACAACGACGACGACAACGACGACGACAACGACCACGACGACGACAACGACAACGACAACUACAACGACCACGACAACAACGACGACAACAACGACAACCACCACAACUGAUACGACGACCACAACCACCACUACAACCACUACAACGGGACCACCGACCACAACUACUGUUCCUGGUUGCCAAAAGUGCAAGCAGGACUUCUCAAGCCAUUACUACUCGAAUCCACGCGAUCCACGCUCGAACACAUACAAAAUGGACAUCACUAUCUCAUUGAAUGCGAAAAACUGCUUGCAGGCGACGUUUGUUUGCGCGAGUAGCAAACCGCCAACACCGUCACAAUCCAUGUACUUCUACGUGUACGAUUACGCGAAUUCGGCAACAGUGGCCAACUUAACAGGCUGUGGAUCGAUCACUUCCUCAUCAGCAGGAGCCUCAAUCUUGACGUGUGGUGCGGAUCAAUACUGGCGUAUGUUGGGAAGCCGAAUCGGCAUGUGGGGAUGCUACAACAAUCCGAAACCAGCAACGUGUCCA
Mesorhabditis belari is the source of this 1389-nucleotide messenger RNA. Lineage: Eukaryota; Metazoa; Nematoda; Chromadorea; Rhabditida; Rhabditidae. The record is from the annotation of a GenBank genome assembly.